Molecule: messenger RNA, 1647 nt
Organism: Papaver somniferum (opium poppy)
Lineage: Eukaryota; Viridiplantae; Streptophyta; Magnoliopsida; Ranunculales; Papaveraceae
Exons: 5
Coding region: 1-1647 (548 amino acids)
Molecular function (GO): catalytic activity
Source: RefSeq, a predicted model, not a curated record
AUGCGAUUUCUCUUUUGGAAUGUCAAUGGAGUGUCGAAGGUGGAGGCUGGUUUGAAGUUACGAGAGUUAGUUCAGGAGUUUAAGCCGGUUCUUAUGUGUAUUGCUGAGCCGAAAAUCCCUUAUUCAGAUGGUGUUAUGUUAUGGCUUAAUUUAGAUGGUUUUGUUAAGAAGGCAGUUCAUAAUUCUACUUCAAGUUCUAUUGGUAAUCUUUGGAUUCUUUGGAGUGAAGAUAUUGAAGAGCCAGUGGUGUUAAAUAUGACUAGGCAGGCUAUUACGGUGAAGACAGAAGGAGUCUUUAUUUCUUGUGUUCAUGCUAGUUAUACCCAAGUUUUUAGAAGGAUAUUAUGGAGUCAACUUUCUGUGGUGGAUUCUACUACUCCUUGGUUGGUAAUUGGAGAUUUUAACUGUGUUCUUCGCAAUGAUGAGAAGAAGGGUGGUAGAGAUGUUCUUACUUCUAGUAUUAAUGAAUUCAGUGACUGGAUGGAAGAGAAUGGUCUUUUUGAGGCAGAUUCUUUGGGUUCUAAGUUCACUUGGACUAAUGGCCAAUCGGGGGUGAGAAGAAUUAUUAGCAAGUUGGAUCGUGCUAUUAUUAAUGAAACUUGGCCGAGACGUGCUCCUUUCAGAAUUCAGAAAAUGUGGUUUACGCAUCCUGAUUUUUUGAGAAUGGUUGAGACUUCUUGGAAUGCUCCGGUGUAUGGUAAUCCAGAUUUUAUUUUUCCUUUCAAGCUGAAGAGAUUGAAGGCUCAAUUGAAGUUUGAAGUGGCUAGUAGGAAUUCGGAUGAGGACCCUUUUGACAUUUCUAAGCAGAAUGAGAUGAAGGAUGCGCUUGUGGCUGUUCAGGAGGUGCGUAUGCAGCAGCAUAUUAUGUUGAAGCAAAAAUCUCGCAACAAAUGUAUCUUGGAGGGUUCUAGCAAUACUUCAUAUUUCCAUAGUACUAUUAAUACUCGUAGAAGUGUCGAUACAAUUUCGGAGUUGGUGACAGAUGAUGGGUCCCUUAUUAUUGAUCCGGACCAAUUAAGAGACCAUGUUGUUUCUUAUUAUGAGAGUAAAUUUAAUGGAGUAGAUACGCAGAUUGAGGAUAAUUUGUUUGAGUAUGAACAUAAUUCUAUUUCUUUUGAGGAAAGACAUAUGUUGGAUUCUAUUCCUUCUUUGGAGGAAAUUAAGGUGGCGGUGUUUGCUUUGGGUGCAGAUAGUGCUCCAGGUCCGGAUGGUUUCUCGGGGUGUUUUUAUAGACAUUGUUCGGAUUUAAUUCAUCAAGACCUAGCUAAGGCUAUUAUUUUUUUCUGGAACAACAAAACUAUUCCUAAUGGGGAUAAUUCUAGUCUCAUUCUUUUGCUUGCUAAGGGGAGAAAUAUUCAUGAAAAUAUUAGUUUGGCGUCUGAAUUGGUUAAUGAGCUGCACAUUAAAAGAAAGGAUGGCAACUUAGGUCUCAAACUUGAUAUUUCUCAAGCUUUUGAUACAGGUAAUAUGAUGAGUCUAACAAACUUAGUGAAGCUCCUGGGUGAUUAUCAACAAGCUUCUGGUCAGCGAGUUUGCAGGGAGAAAAGCAAAAUUUAUUUUGGAGGUGGGUCUUUGCAUAGAAGGCAGUCUAUUGUAUACUUCUUAGGCAAACUUAUUUCCCGGAUAGAUAUUUGGGGGUUAAGGUGA